This is a messenger RNA of Ilex paraguariensis (yerba mate), 545 nucleotides long. Lineage: Eukaryota; Viridiplantae; Streptophyta; Magnoliopsida; Aquifoliales; Aquifoliaceae. The record is from the annotation of a GenBank genome assembly.
AAUAAUCCUUUCUCGGCCUUUCCCUUUCAGUCCGUUUGUCUUCAAAACCCUAGCAGUCGGUACCCCUCUGUAUACGGCCGUGUAAGUGAACUCUGUGUCAACGGGCUCGCGUUGUCGGGAAAACAGAUCUGGCGAACAUCCGAGAGAAAGUUGAUAAGAAUAUUCUACGUGUGUGUGAGCUUUGUCACUCAUUAGAUAGGGAGUGAUGAGGUCUUAUAUAUAGUUAAUUGUUCAGGGCUUUGAUAAUGGUUUUUUGGCCGCCUGAUCGAGCUUUCGCCUUCGCCAGGCUUGAGAGUUCAUGUUGCUGCUCUUUCCUUCCUUGGAUGUCUGAGACGCUGUGGAAGAUCAAGUCCCUGAAAUGCAAUUUUCAUCCAUCCCUUUCACUUUGUCAGCGUCCAAGAUUCGUGUUUGCUGAUCAUUUGAGGAUGGAAAAUUUCCACCCUCCCAAUUUGAUCAAUGUUGUUUUGUCCUGCGUAAUUGAUUUACACGUCUAUGAUGACAAAUCCAAAGGCUUGUUUCUCAAAACAUUCGCAGUGGCCGACUAA